Molecule: messenger RNA, 2836 nt
Organism: Carassius gibelio (silver crucian carp)
Lineage: Eukaryota; Metazoa; Chordata; Actinopteri; Cypriniformes; Cyprinidae
Exons: 11
Coding region: 934-1695 (253 amino acids)
Source: RefSeq, a predicted model, not a curated record
GGAAAAAUGGCUGAGUAGUUUUUCCAGAGUUACAUUUUUUUUCCUCAAAAAUAGUUGUUUUUGCUCUAUUUUGAGUGUACAGAGUCAAAUUUAUCAGUAGAGUGGGAGUAAAAUCACAGAGUAACUGCAGUGACUCCUCCCAUAACUGUUCUCUUCCCAAAGUUUCGUUUAUCCGCCAUCUUAUUAGUCACGGCCGUCGACCGCUGCUGCUUUGCUUUCUGCUGGAUGGUAAAGUAAAUAUAGUUUCAAAGUCUUGGUAACGUUAUUCAUAUAUUUUUCAUAAUAUUCACCCGUUAUUAGCUCAGGACAUUUCGUCAAUUAUUCUUUUUUUUUUUUUGCAUAUUACAUCGCUUUCUCAUGUUAGCUUGAGCACUAAGUUGUGCCAUGUCAGAAAUAAAUUAGACUAAGUAAUCUUUAAUGCAAACAGCUAAGUUAAUAUAAAAAUAACUAACAUUAAUUGACAUCAGUAAGUACGUUAUAGCCUAUUAACGUUAAAUGUUUGUCCACAUAAGUAUUGUGACAAGUGAUCGAAAUGUGCGCCACAUGCCACCACAUGUACUUGACUCGGUAUAGAGUAAAAGUCAACGUUAGCCGUAAUUAACUUGCAUUGCUGGGAGGCUAUUUUGAUAUGCAUUAUUAUCCCGAUUCGGAGGGUUACUGUGGGGAUGUAGGUAUUUUCAGCAUUUACAGAUUUUUUAAAUAUAUUUUGUCAUCUUUGACCGUAUGAAUCCAGAAUUUUGGGGUGUGACAAUUCAGAAUUCGCCGUUGACUCCUUUUUGUCCACUGCCGAACACAGUAUAAUAAUUUGUUUCUGCUCUAACGUUAACUGUUCUCUUCCCAAAGUUUCGUUUCGUUCCGCCAUUACAGUCACUGCCAUUGACCACUGCUGCUUCGAUUUGAGAAGAUAACGUGUGUUUCUGCUGGAUUGUAAAGAUGCAGACCAACAAUGUUAUCAGAGUGAAGUUCAAAGACAGCAAGAGAUAUAUUUUUUCUUCAAAACCUUUUACAUUUCAAUCAUUUUUGGAAUGUGUUGCCAAUAAAUUUGAUCUUCCUACAAUGGAUGUGAAAGUCUUUGAUGACUCGAAGACAGAAGUUGAUGAGGAAGCAUUCGUAUAUCUGCUGACACGACCAGAUCUUGGUGUAUUAGAAAUUGUCAUCCCAGGCACAGCAAACAUUGAUGAUUCUUUAAGCUCAAGCUCAUUAGGAGAUGAAGGUACAUCAGAGUCUGAUGACACUGCAAUGUUGAUUACAAGCCCUCCUGAAAAAAAUCUAGCUGAGGAACAUCGUCUUGCCAAGAUGAUUGAAGAGAUUCUAAAGACCAGCCCUGGAGGUGAAAAGAUUAUAAACGAAUAUACCCGCACCAAAGGUCUGUCCGAUACCCGAAGACGUUACAUGGUGAAAAUUUUGGUAGCACAUUUAACAAAUGAACAUGGAACAAGCCCUUCCCGACGUUUGAAGGAAGAAUAUGCGAAAGGAAUCAUUUCCCUCUUCCCAUGCUUGGCUGACCCCAGGAGCAAGCUUGGAUAUGAGCAUUAUUACAAUGCAGAAGAUGGAAGUGGAUAUUUGGCGUGGAGAAUUAAAACUCUGCAGAAAGAAGCAUCAGAGGGACGGAUGAAGCGUCCACGGCAACCACAAACAGGUGGGCCAACUGCUGACAGACAAUCCUACAAAGAAGACUGCUAUUUGACUAUUUGACUGAAGACCGUCAUUGUCAGGAAGCAAUAGCCCUGAUGAAGCAUACAGCUGAUGAGGCAGUGGUAAAGGAAAAGAUGAAGUUAACGCUGGCCUAUCGCCAGAAGCUGCUGCAUGACCCUAAAAAGUCUGCUGAUAUUCUAUCAGUUUUCUCACGAUUCCUGGAUAUACCAGGCUUGAUUAAUCAAGAUUUUGGACUUUUGUUUGGUGAUGCGACCUCUGCAAAGUUGUUGGAGAAGUGGUCUACCAACAUAAAACCAAAGGUUAUUGCACAGAGCCGUGGCCUCACACAGACUAGUGAGCUCCAAGACCUCAUCCAAAAUGCUGAAGCCACUGAAGUUGAAGAAGGGUGGGACAGCGACAUGUCUUCCAUUCUGAUGCUGGUUCACCUUUUGCCACCCUCAAGUCAAGGCCGCAAGAGACCGGGAAAGAUCUCAGCCAAACAAGCAUGUGAUCGUCUUGUGAAAUUCAUCAAGACCGGUAACAGUAUCCAAGGGCACUUGGACAGUAUUGGAGAAAGACUCCAGCCGUAUCUACUCGCUGUUGGGCCGAACAAAAGUAGGAUCCAUUCUUGGUUUAUUGUGAUUGACCAACAUGCUCUACCCUGUAAGGCUUCUAAUUCAUUGGCCUGUGUUGAUGAGCUUUUCAAACAUUUGAUCCUAAUGCCAUGAAAUUUGGUCCCGGGAAAAUGGUCCCAUUGAAUGAAAUGGAAGUUGGUGCUGAGAUAGCUGGAAAACUUAAUGUGCCUGUGUGGACUAAGGUCCUAAAUGUGAAGUGGGUCAAGCGCUGUGGAAACACUUAUCGAUCAGGGUUGGCAGUUUGUGUUCAAGUUCAAAAUGACAUGCCUGUGUUUUAUGUAAUCCACAAUAUUGUUAUUAAAAAUGAGCACAUCCUUUUAAUAACAACUGCACUGAAAACAAUGUGUUUAGAUGAACAUAUCCAUGCUUACAAAGUUGCACAUACCACAGAAGCACCUUAUGUUUUGGAGAUUAAGGAUAUUUUGCACCACAAGUUGUUUGACAUUUCUGAUGUCUUAUGGUUGUGAUUCUGAUUUGUUUAUUGUACCAUAUAGUUUCAUGUAAUUCUUUUUCAUCUCAUCCAUUGUUAUCAUUACUUUUUAUUUUAGUAUUUUUUUUAUUUUUAU